AUUUUUGCAGAAACUCGUAAUCCGCGCGAGGUAAAUAUUUGUGUUCAACUUAGCAUCGAGUUUUGUGUGCGAUGCAUUCCCUUAGUCUGGGUCCCGAGGAUGACGCAGACAAGAGAAUAGUCAACGAAUUUUGUCAUCUACUCGAGAAAUCAAAGCAGCUUUUCAAUGGACUUCGAGAUUUACCGCAGUAUGGGCACAAGCAAUGGCAAGCGUACUUCGGAAGAACUUUCGACGUCUACACAAAGCUUUGGAAAUUUCAGCAGCAGCACAGGGCCUCGCUUGACGCGAAGUACGGCUUGAAAAGGUGGCAAAUAGGCGAAAUCGCGUCGAAAAUCGGACAGCUUUACUACCAUUACUACUUGAGGACCAGCGAAACGAAUUACCUCAAUGAAGCUUUUUCGUUUUACUCAGCAAUUCGAUCACGGUCUUAUUAUUCGAAAGCGUCUCAAGAAGAGCGGUCUGAUCUUAUGGUGAAAAAGUUACGUUACUAUGCGAGGUUCAUCGUGGUUUGUCUGUUGUUGAAGAGGAUAAAGAUGGUUCGCGAUCUUGUGCGGGAAUUGAAUAAGCAGAUUGAUGAGUAUACGACGACGUACGAACCGGAAGAUCAAUUCGAGUGGUCCCUGGUGUUGAGUGAAAUCCGAUCGUUUUUACAAGCCGAUGCCACCGUCAAUGUCAUCGACAAGGAUUCAAAUCCCGUUAUCGUCAGUCAUCGACUGAGUCCACACACGACUCCUCCGGUCGACCGUUCUCCGCUGAUGCACCUUACCCUUCAAGAAAUCCUAAUAGUCGGGAAUUCUUCGGACCAGGUGAAAUUCUCUGAAUUGACCAUUGACAUGUUCAGAAUGUUGCAAACGCUGGAGAGAGAACCGACCAUGGAUGCAAUGAUGCCGGUGUAUGAUGCAUCGCCUGCCCCGGGACGAUCUCCAUUGGAAAACGGGGCGUCUCUCAAGCGAGAGAAUCCGCACAAAUACCUGUUGUACAAACCGACCUUUUCGCAGCUAUUGGUUUUUCUGGCGUCAGGGUUUAAAGAGUUGCCAAGCAAUGGAGCGCUGUUGCUCUAUAUGUCUGCCGACGGAUCUUUCCCGUUGUCAAAGUCCAUCGAUGAGAGAGACUUUGAUUACGGUGGUGUUGUGAUGAACUAUAGCAAGAGGCUGGAUGUUGAUCAUGCGUCCAAACGUACUGCUACCAAUCACAAAGAAAUUCAUUGUUUAUAUCCUGAAGAUCUAUGGCCGUUUACCAGAAGACCACUUUUCCUGGUUGUGGAUUCGGAGAACAGUGUGUCUUUUCUGAACAUGAGAACGGCGCAAUUUGGGCAAUCCUUAGUCAUCUUAUUGUCACCCACUCAUGUUCCUUCGCAGUAUCAAGAUUUUCAGCAACGAGGAAGGCUGAUGACGUAUUUUCUCCAUUCACCUCUCGGCGGGCUGUGCUUGUUGUGUGGGAUUGUGGACGUUCCUGCAAACGCCUGGGAAGUUUGUUUACCGUUGGUUGACCGUUUCAUGGCUGAGGCUUCGCGUUUGAUAACGAAAUCACGUUCGAUUGAUCACUCGAUAAUUCACUUUUUCGGAGACGACUUUCUACGCGUGCUCCUGUUGCGUUUUGUGUUUUUUACCGUCAUCGUUCGCCUGCAUCAGCACUUCAAGGGUCGUCAAUUUCAACCUACUAGUGUGCCAGCUUUCCCGGAAAAUGAAAUUUUGGACCACCCCAGUUUGAAACGGAUUGUGCUCGAAUUGGCGGACCAUCUGGAUUCCCGUGUUGCGUUUUUUAGCUCCGACUCAAUGCAAUAAUGUAUUGCUCAGAUUCAUAUUACUGGGCCUUCCUGUUAUAAUUUUGCUUGUGGGAGUUGAUUAACGUGUUGCAACAAAAAAAGAAGGGUUGUAUGCCCGGGUCAAUUUGAAUUUUAAACUGAUCUCGUGAGUGUGAUUUUUGAAAUGUUUAAAGUGGUGGAAUCCUGUUCGUAAGAUUAUUUGAGGAGCACUGCCGCGAUUCCUGUUCAAAUCUAAUCUUCACGCACUCCGUUUUUCACUGUUCACUACUCCUUCGGAUAUCAAAUUAUUGCUCAUUCUUGAUAGGCUUCAAUAGUAGGUACAGUACUUCGUUUAGGUUUCGUGCUACCUGACGUCUUUCAGCGUGAGGAUGCUUGUGCUUUUUGGAAAUUUCGCGUUACAACGGUAUUUGCUUCAUUUUUUUUGUCUAUUGCGGAUUCUGUGAUGUACCCUGCCAUGAGUCUCCGGUGAUUCACGCUCUCUUAAAAUCCCGAAAUCAUGAUUAUUUCGGAGAUUUGUGAAUGAUGAAAUCUGUGCCGAAUGAACGUAGCAUGGUUUGGAAGAUCGAAAGAAAAAUCUUGACAUCACCCUGACGAGUGCCUGGAGUUUGGGAAAGAAAAGCGGGCAGUUUUUGGCUUUUUAAGUCUCGACGUGAUCCUUUUAUUCGUAAUGUAACAGAGAUUAUGAAGCAACAAUCUUUUUUCCUCAGUGUGCCAUCGAUUUCAUAUCAUUUCCCAAACGUCAGCCACGAGUCCUGAGUCCCGAAAUCAACGAAACAUUUUCAUAUCCUAUUUCAGGUGCCGUAUGUUUGCUAUUUUCGAGGUGAUGCAAGGCUUUUUUUCUUAACUUUCUUUCACAUUGUCCAACGUUCCUUUCGCACAAAUUUUACAUUUAUUUGUUCAUUGUACCUGAAGAUAUUAACGUUUUAUUGAAUCCAGUAACGCGUGAAUCACUUUUUUUUAUAAUUCGAGACGCUUCUUCCCCGUCGAUCCUAGAUUAAUAUUUAUGCUUUGUAUUGCGCGAAUAAGUUCCACGUCCUAUUCCUUUGUAAAGCUGGGCGAGCCUCCGAGGUAAACUCAUUUGUGUGAAAAUGAUUUUUGUUUCUUAAAAAUAUAAAAAAGUGUUCGCAUUCCCCAAAUUACUCUGGUCUAGUAGGUACGUUUUGUUGUGUGUCACAUUUGGGGCAAACCUGGUAGUGAUGAAUGUAACGUUGAUAUAAGCGCGAUAAUUUCUGAUGCAACCUCUCAGUGAAGACCGUCUUUUUCAGAUUCAUAAAUCGCAUUUUAAUUUUUUGCCUUCGGUGGAGUAGCCCGAGGUCAUCCAUGCACUGGUUAUUUUUCAGUCCCGAGAAAUGCGUUUUCGGUUCGAUUAAAAAAUAAAUUUGGGGUCUGGAUGAUUAAUUUUUGACAAUGAAUUUCGAGAGCUGCAUUUCCAAAUGUUGUGAAGGGAAUUCCUACUUUUCAUGAGCGAACCUUCGUUCCAGUUACACCUUUCGGGAAUGCUUCCGUGUAUUGUAAUGUGAACAGCUCUGAUGCGAUUUCCAUUCCUUACUGGUUUCUUCUAACAUUUUCUUGAAAAGUAGUGUAAGUGAGAUUCCCUUAGGAUAAGCUCAUGAUCUUGGUCACCUCUGAGUGCUUAUGAUAUGGAUUUCAGUUUUACAGCCAAUUCCUGUCCAUGAUUGUUACUCUAGAUAAAUGUGUUGACGCCAACGCAUGAAUCGAACACUUUCGUGGUGAAAAGAUCUCUUUUGAUUCAAUAUCUGUUUUUUUCACAUGUUACACAAUGUCUUCAAUUGAAUAAGGCAGUUAAAAUAUUAAUCCGUAAUCUUUUUUUCACGACAUGAAAAGUCAAAUGGCUCGUGCGAGUCAUCCGGUUUCCUAGCUUGCGGGUUGUGUAAUCCAUUAAGUAUGCAGUAUGAGAUGUCAUACUUGCGUAUAACGGAUUGAAACGGAGGAUAAUAGGGAAUCCACCCUAGGGUAAGUGUGUGGAUAAAUUCAUGCCGUGAAAUGAGAGUCCCAUCAGACAAAAUGGUGGUACAAAAUUAAGAUAAAAGAAGCAAAUUAAUUCUGAGAGCAUGCGGUGUUCACGCGUAACUUCACUGCGGUUUUAUCGUUGGAUUUGGGUAGUGAAUUAUUAAAUUGGAUCACUUGAUGAAUGUCUUGAAUUUGCUUCGCUCUAACAGCAUUCUAUAAUGGAGAUAUGGGGACCGGUCAGGUAUAAUCGUGAGGUGUAUUCGUUUUAAUGAUUGGGGUUUUAGGAUGUGGAACUUGAACGCGUAAUGCCGUCUUCGGGAUCAUCUGAAGAGUCCUUCCCUCAGCAGCGAAAUAUUUUCGGCACGUUUACAUUGUGGGAAAGAAAUAUAUCAGGGAGAGAUUCAAGUUCGGCUUUGUUUACCCCAGCACGGAUUUGUACUCGAGGUGAAUUAUCGUUUUUAGGGUUGCCAUUUGGGCUGACGCUUACUGAAUGGAAGUUCCCCCGUAUUUGGACUCGUCUUCGGUUUCUUUUGAUCGAAUAUGGGUUGAUAUUUUUUUUCGUAUUCAUAGUAUACCUACUUCUACCGAAACGUGCCGCAUGUCUAACUUCGAUUGGUGAAAGAAAAUCACUUUUUGAAACGAAAA
Messenger RNA from Notodromas monacha, 4381 nucleotides. The record is from the annotation of a GenBank genome assembly. Lineage: Eukaryota; Metazoa; Arthropoda; Ostracoda; Podocopida; Cyprididae.